Messenger RNA from Populus nigra (black poplar), 1467 nucleotides. Its product is annotated as axial regulator YABBY 5-like. Bases 740 to 1246 code for a protein of 168 amino acids. The record is from RefSeq and is a predicted model, not a curated record. Lineage: Eukaryota; Viridiplantae; Streptophyta; Magnoliopsida; Malpighiales; Salicaceae. Gene Ontology annotation, cellular component: nucleus. Gene Ontology annotation, biological process: multicellular organism development; cell fate commitment; abaxial cell fate specification. The transcript is spliced from 7 exons.
UUUCAUCAGUUCUGAUUUAGGCCACUUAUCUAUCUUUCUUUUUUUUUGCUUUGUUUUGUUUGGUUCUGUUUAUUUUCUUGUGUGUGUGUGUGUGUGUCUACACAAGAAAGAAACAUUUUAGGUCAUGAUAAAAGCUGGUCUGGGUGAUCAGGCUCGUUCUCGUGCUAAUUCUUUCUGUGAAUUUUUCUUUCUGGUGUUUCUUGAUUUUAAUUUGAUAUAGUCAAGUCUCCAUCGUUGGACAUUUCUUUUUCUUCUUCUUUUGCAGUCAAAGAAGAGUCAGACCUGAAGGUCCUAUAGUGCUGCAACAGACCAGAGAGAGAGAGAGAGAGAGAGAGAGAGAGAGGAGAUUAUUGGCUAUAUUUUGUGCUCUCUUCUUGAAUAAAAGGCUUAUCUAACGUCAAAAUAAGCCAUUUGCUGAUAAACCUGAUGAAGACAACUCCUUCACCACUUGAUCACCCCCCCCCCCCCCCCCCCAAUCUCCCUCUGUGGCCAGCCAGUAACCUUUCCUUGACUAAAAUUACUGCACCACAAAAGUGCUGCACAAUUCCAACCUUAUUUUGUCAUAGGGAAGCAAGAAAAUGGAGAUCUCAUGGCCACCCUAUCUUCUUUAAAACACCACCCAACAGGAGGGAAAUGAAGAAAUUAACCCCACUAAGCUCUACUUCUGAUUCUAGUGCUUGCUUUCCGUACAUCUUUCUCUUCUGUUUUUUUCAAGAAUAAUUUGCAAACCCUCAAUUCUAUGCAGAAGAACCCUAUUGUCAGUGUUCCAUGCAGCAACUUGUUUGACAUUGUCACCGUCCGAUGUGGGCACUGCACCAAUCUAUGGUCUGUGAACAUGGCAGCUGCCUUUCAGUCCCUGUCAUGGCAAGAUCAUGUUCAGGCAUCAAACCACAUAUCACAUGAUUACAGAAUUGAGAUGGGUUCCUCCUCAAAAUUCAACAACAAGAUCUCAACGAGAACCCCAGCUACCAACAUUGUCACUCAAGAAAGGGUUGUUAAUCGCCCUCCCGAGAAGAGGCAGCGAGUACCUUCUGCAUAUAAUCAGUUCAUAAAAGAGGAGAUUCAGAGGAUCAAGGCCAAUAAUCCUGAGAUCAGUCACAGAGAAGCUUUCAGUACUGCUGCCAAGAAUUGGGCACAUUUCCCUCAUAUUCAAUUUGGAUUGAUGUUGGAGACCAACAACCAAGCUAAGCUGGAUGAUGGAAGUGAUAAACAUCUAAUGUCAAGGUCAGCACUACUGAACAACUGAUCAAUAUGGUUUUGACAUUUCAAGACCACCUUCAAGAAAUUCCAUGCUCUUUGAAGUACAUCCUUGAAUUCAAUGUGUUGUAAUCAAGGAGGAUAUGAGUCUAUGUUUUCUACAAUAUUGUAUUUGUCCCCGACUGUUUAGCAGAUGUGAUUGCUUACUUGACUUGAUGUAAGUUAUUUACAUUCGUCAUCUAUAUGAAUAUUGCUCCACCUUUGUGAUGA